UCCGGCUUCUGGGUUCAAAUGCGGACCCCGGCGCUCUUAGCUGCCCACUUCCUGGGCUGGCGACCUCGGACUUGCUGAGUCAGGACUGGACAGCGGCGGCCGCAGCGCGGCCCGAUUUGCUGCAGUCCUAAUUGCGAGGGCUCCCUUAGGUUGCCCCCCUUCCUCAGCUCAGUUAAGUGAUUCCCUGCCUGGUGGUGAGGAGGCUGAUCAGCUUUUUCUCAACCCCCUCCCUUCUGUUUCGACACAGCCCGAGAAGGGAAUGGGGUAGGAAAGAAGCCGAGCCGAGACUGUACUGUGGGGCUGAUCUCUGCUGCUCUCCGUCGUCGCCGCCGAAGGGAGAGGGGACUGUUCCCUCCGUUUCCCCUCCGGACCUCCAUUCCAGCAGCUUGGGGGUUUGUCUCUUUGCCCACUGCAUAAUCCCUGGUCCAAGUUAGCGGAGGGGAGAGAGCGAUCUCUGCUUCCUCUGAGGAUCCGGGGCAAGAGUUUUUCCAGACUUGAAAAAAACCACAAAUCUUGACAACUGAGGCUGGCUCCAUGUAUCCAGAAUCGACCACGGGCUCGCCAGCACGGCUCUCCCUACGACAGACAGGCUCCCCAGGAAUGAUUUACAGUACUCGAUACGGGAGUCCCAAAAGACAGCUCCAGUUUUACAGGAACCUGGGGAAGUCCGGGCUGCGGGUCUCCUGCCUGGGCCUCGGAACAUGGGUGACCUUUGGAGGCCAGAUCACGGAUGAGAUGGCAGAGCAGCUGAUGACGCUGGCUUAUGAUAAUGGAAUCAAUCUGUUUGACACGGCCGAAGUCUACGCUGCUGGAAAAGCUGAAGUCGUAUUGGGAAAUAUCAUUAAGAAGAAAGGAUGGAGACGAUCUAGCCUGGUCAUCACAACCAAAAUCUUCUGGGGAGGAAAAGCAGAGACCGAGAGAGGCCUGUCCAGAAAGCACAUAAUAGAAGGUCUGAAGGCCUCUUUGGAGCGGCUGCAGUUAGAGUAUGUGGACGUGGUAUUUGCCAACAGACCCGACCCUAACACUCCCAUGGAAGAGACUGUCCGAGCCAUGACGCACGUCAUCAACCAAGGAAUGGCCAUGUACUGGGGCACAUCCCGCUGGAGCUCCAUGGAGAUAAUGGAAGCCUAUUCAGUGGCUCGGCAGUUUAACCUGAUCCCACCAAUUUGUGAACAAGCUGAAUAUCACAUGUUCCAGAGGGAGAAGGUGGAGGUGCAGCUUCCGGAGUUGUUCCACAAGAUAGGCGUGGGUGCAAUGACCUGGUCUCCUCUGGCAUGUGGGAUUGUUUCUGGGAAGUACGACAGCGGGAUCCCACCCUACUCCAGAGCCUCGCUGAAGGGGUACCAGUGGCUGAAGGACAAGAUCCUGAGUGAGGAGGGCCGGCGGCAGCAGGCCAAGCUGAAGGAGCUCCAGGCCAUCGCCGAGCGUCUGGGCUGCACCCUCCCCCAGCUGGCCAUCGCCUGGUGUCUGAGGAACGAGGGCGUCAGCUCGGUGCUGCUUGGAGCCUCCAACGCAGACCAGCUAAUGGAGAAUAUCGGUGCCAUCCAGGUCCUUCCCAAAUUGUCAUCCUCCAUCAUCCACGAGAUCGAUAGUAUUUUGGGCAAUAAACCCUACAGCAAAAAGGACUACCGCUCCUAAUCCCCCCUCCCCUCCCCCAGACCUGCCUGGACAGUCCCCGUCCCCCUCCCAGCCUCCUGUCCGCUCGCUUAAGCCAUUCCCGAAGCAAGGUGAAGCCUGUGCUUGUGCAUCCAAGAACACGCGUCGAGACGUCCUCGGGAAGAUCCUUCAGACAUUACUGUGAGACCACAUUCGCUGCUUUCCUACAAUAAAAUUUAUUUCGUGCUCAAGAAACGGCCCGCGCGGGGAAGGCUCCUCCUCCGGGGCUCCACGCUUCGUGGCUGGUCUGCUCAGCUCCGCCGCCGCCCGGAGGAGGCCUAGAACUGGUGGUGGCGUCGGUCAGAGGCCGGCGCAUUCUCCCGGGAGGAGCCCCCUCCGAGCGUGUCCGCCAGCUCGUCACUCGCACGCACGCAGUGGAUUUGUGGAGGGACCUUCUCCUGAGAACCUGGAAGGCCCAGGGCUUCCAGAACGCCCCCCCCCCUUAUUCUCAGUUCUUUGGUUUCUCAGCAGAAGGCUGACCCAGGUUUGGAGAGUUCGCUUCCCGCCCCCAGCCCACCCUCACCCCCCCCACUCCCUCCAGCAUAAAGUCUCCCUCUUCUCCCGGCCUCCUGCUAAGUAAGGUUAGAGUGGAUCCAGGUCUUCUGAGAAAAGAAAAAUUGUAUCCAAGGGGCCCCUUAAACACGAGCCUGUGCAGGAGAGAGACCCCGGUCCGGGAGUCCGGAAGAAGUCCAGCAGCCGCGGCUCCUCAGCGUAGGAGAGAAUGGCCGCCGUCACCAGAACCGACACUUUCCUCCGCUGGAUGAUGGCCAUGAGAGCACAGCCGAGGCUCGGACUCUCAGCAAGGACCGCAGCGGCUGCCUGGUGAGAAGUGACGCCCCCUCGGGGACCCCAGGCCGGGCGCCCCAGCCCCUCUCUCACACGACCCAGUUAGCUCUCCCUCGCCCCCAAGCUCCAGCUGCCUUCCUGGUGGAGACCCUGGCUCCCCCGGGGCCUAGCCCGAAGCGGGGCGACAGGCAGCAGUACCGCCCACUCUGAGGAGUCCAGGUUUGGGGUUCCGGGUCGUACCUUUUGGGACUUCACACAGACACAGACUUCCACACUCCCUUGCCCCGUCCUACAACCCUUGGCCGGGGUGGGCAGCCCAGACAAUAAGGAACCCAACCCCCACCCCAGUGGGACUUUGCUGGGACUUUCUCAGGCAUCCAUUCCCACUUCCGGUUUCUAAGGGGCUGCCAUUCCCAGACUUCCCCUCUCUGACCCCCACAAGUUCAGGAGGAGCCGGGCAGGUGACCCUGUGCCCAGGUGACCAAACCCCACGAGAUGUCAGAAUCUUGUCUGUCCCCCAGGAGCGAGGCUGGCCCUCAAUCCCCCCCACCCAGACUCCCAGCACCCCCCCCACCCCGAGAGCUUUGUCCCGAGUAACCAGAGGCAGUGGCCAUGAGAUGGGGGGGGGGGGUGUCACCUUCUGAACAACCGCGGUCCAGACUCAGGCUCGUUGGCGGCCAGCGCCGCUUUGUUAGGUGGUCCCUGUAUGUCGGGCCCCAGACCGUGAGAAGGGACAGACCAGGCCGGAGCCGUUCCCGAAGCUGCCCGGCACACCUAGCCGUGGGGACGCUCAUACCCGCUGCCCCCGUUCCUGCCGUCUCUGAGCAGUGCCCGCAGUAAAACUGCCUCCAUGCCCCGAAUGUCCCAGAAUCUGAGCUGAGAGGGACCCCCUGUCCCAAAGGGCCAAGCAGCCCGAGGGGCACAACUCGGGACCCCCAGGAGCCCAGAUUGGCUCUGUGCCCAUCGCUGACCAGUGAGUGUCCCCGUGUGCUGGGCACAUGGUGGCAAAGGCUAGGGAUACUGGGGCAAAGGAAACACGUCGGACCAGCCCAAACACAAAGUGCGGUUCCGGGCUCGCCGCAGAGGGGUGACGGGAGCUGUGAAGGGUGAGGUGGGCAUGGUGAAUUAGCAAGCGAGAGUGCCCGGAUGUUGCCAUCACAAGGCAGGGGCUUUGGGGGGCAUCCCCCACACUUGAGGGGUCCCCUAGCCCUCAGGCCUUCUCUCCCAGCACUGACUUGGUGGCUUUUGAGGGACCAGGAUCUCCAGGCCCGGGGAAGCUAGUCUCCCACAAGGGCAGAGGGAGGAUCAGCUUCCCUGGACUGACCAGCUUCAACCCAUGGAAUCUCAAGGGGAGAAGGAACCCAGCUUUCCAGGAUUGUGGCCAGGAGGGAGUCCCAGCAGUCUGGCCAGGGAGGACCCUCAGGGAGAGGAGGAAAACCCCCCGGGAAAACCCAUGUCCUGAGGAAAGGCCCAGCGGGUGCCAGUGAUGACCGGCACUCUCAGGAUCAGAACCGGGGGGGGGGGGGGGCGGCGGUGAAUGGGCCAGCCCAGGGAUCCUGGGGUCUUUUGGUGUCAUGGACCCCUUGGGAAGCUCACGGAGCUCAUGAGGCAGGAUCACGAGAGAGGGAUCUCAGGCCAGAGGAGUGACCCCAGGUUGGUCGCCCCUGAGCCCAGCUGCCCCGGGAAUUGCUUUGGCUUCCUCUGGUAGAUGAAGAACUUGGCCCAGAGGCCGGCGGGGUCCGGCCCACAGAUCACAGCCCUGUUACAGGUCGGGUCCUUGGGCUGGUCCUGAAGGGUGUCAGUUCUACAUCAGCCAGAACCAAAUGAGCCUCCAGGUGGCAAGAGGGCCCCUGCUGGUGCCAGGGGAACAACCCGCCCUGGCCCUGAACCCACCUGUGGCGGGCUGACCUGGGAUUGGGAGCGCUCAGCCAGGCACAGGAAGCAGCCCCCACCUUGGGCACAGGUGCAGGAAGAGUCCCCCCCACCCUGUCAGGUACAGGUGCUGGAAGCAGCCCCCCUCAGGCUCAAGUAGUGGGGGUCCUGAGGGGGUGAGAAUGCUGGGACAAGAGGCACUUCAGAGUCCAGAGCCCCUCCCGGAGAGGGAUGUUUCUUCCUUUGUGGGCACAGGUCAGGGGGGAGGGGAGUCAGCUCUCACCCCGAGUUCUGGUUCUUGCACACUCCCGCCUUCCUUAAAAAUGGCCAGUGGGUGCAAGCAGGCGGGAAGGGGGCCCGGGGCGUGGCCGUGCCCUCUGAGCAGCUCUGCCCUGGGAGGGCCUUUAAGUCUUGGGGCUCCCACCCCCGGGUCUGAACCCAAAUCUCUGCAGAAGCCAUUCAGUGGGGGCCGCUAGCCUUUCUUGUGUCUGUCUGGGGUCACCCCCCCAGUGGGCCAGGCCUUUGGGGGCCUCCUCAGAACCAUCUCUAAAUGCACAAAAUUGCGCGGGGAGAUUACGGGGAAUCAGCCGGACUGGAGGGAAGGUGUCACUUUUCCCCUCAGAAUUCUGGGAGCCCUGGAGACCCCAGAGGGCGGAGGAUCUCCGGUUAAGAGCCUCAGAGGGAUCGGAUUAAAUGUUCCCAGAGACAGAGGAGUCCAGGGUUGGGAGGCCAGGUCACCCAUGGAAAGGCCGGGCAGGGCUGGGCGCGCCUCCCGCCCCCACCGUUCUGCAACCCUCAAGUUACCCAUCCCCGCACUCCCACGGCCUCCCAGCGGGGGGCGCCUUUCCAAACCUGGGUCUCCCCAAGUUCCAAGAGGGGCUCGUUCUCAUCUUCUGUUCUCUUCCUGUCAUGUAAAUAACGUGCUCGGACUUGGGUUUUCUCUCUAAUAAGCGUCAUGUAUGUACGGGCACGCGCAUAUACGGACAUAUGUCUACACACGGAUGUCAGCCGGUUUCCAAGCUAACUGCGUCACCUGUCUAGGCCCAAACCUCCAUAGAACAUCGCGCUUCCAAGUGAAGAUUCGGACUGAGCUCCGGCUCUUGUAUUUAUGGAAUGAAAAAUAAAAUAGAAGCCUUAUUGA
Molecule: messenger RNA, 5455 nt
Organism: Antechinus flavipes (yellow-footed antechinus)
Lineage: Eukaryota; Metazoa; Chordata; Mammalia; Dasyuromorphia; Dasyuridae
Gene: KCNAB2
Product: potassium voltage-gated channel subfamily A regulatory beta subunit 2
Exons: 16
Coding region: 535-1638 (367 amino acids)
Biological process (GO): regulation of action potential; transmembrane transport; regulation of potassium ion transmembrane transport
Cellular component (GO): cytoplasm; membrane; juxtaparanode region of axon
Molecular function (GO): potassium channel regulator activity; voltage-gated potassium channel activity; transmembrane transporter binding
Source: RefSeq, a predicted model, not a curated record